GAACGUGAUCAGUCGACCAUCCGACUGCUCACCGUUUCGCUCGAGGAUGCAAAUAAGGCCAAGCUUGCAGCAGAGAACGACCGAGACUUCGUCAGGGAGCAGUACAUGAACGCAUCAGCAUACGUUACCACGGUGCGAAGCGAGAAUGCCGAGCUGGAGAAACGCGCGCAAAUUGCUGAAAAACAAGCAACAGGGGGCGUGGCGCUUAUUCGUGCGACAUUUACGGAGCGCAUCAGGUUUCUGGAAGACGAUGUCAAGUCUUGGAGGCAGAUGGCUGACUUUGCGGUUGCCAAAGAUAGUCGGAUGAACGAUGAUAUCCGACGGCGUGCGGCAGAAGCGCCUGAGUUGGAGCAUCGCAACGGGAAGCUGAAGGAGGAAAUUGACGAGCUCAACGCGCAUAUCGGAGAGCUGAAUACCGAGCUUGCGAAGAAAGACGAGGAGAUUGCUGAG
Messenger RNA from Guyanagaster necrorhizus, 450 nucleotides. RefSeq lists its product as uncharacterized. The transcript has a single exon. The annotation marks the transcript as partial. NCBI's taxonomy places the organism in Eukaryota, Fungi, Basidiomycota, Agaricomycetes, Agaricales, Physalacriaceae. The record is from RefSeq and is a predicted model, not a curated record.